Pseudopodoces humilis (Tibetan ground-tit) is the source of this 4595-nucleotide messenger RNA. RefSeq names its product nuclear factor of activated T cells 5 (gene NFAT5). Gene Ontology annotation, cellular component: transcription regulator complex. Gene Ontology annotation, biological process: regulation of transcription by RNA polymerase II; calcineurin-NFAT signaling cascade; cytokine production. Gene Ontology annotation, molecular function: DNA-binding transcription factor activity, RNA polymerase II-specific; RNA polymerase II cis-regulatory region sequence-specific DNA binding; transcription factor binding. The record is from RefSeq and is a predicted model, not a curated record. Lineage: Eukaryota; Metazoa; Chordata; Aves; Passeriformes; Paridae.
GAGCUGCGAUGCCCUCGGACUUCAUCUCUCUGCUCAGCGCCGACCUCGACCUCGAGUCCCCCAAGUCGCUCUACUCCAAGGAAUCUGUCUAUGACCUUCUCCCAAAGGAGCUGCAGUUACCACCUUCCAGAGAAACAUCCAUAGCAUCCAUGAGCCAAACAAGCGGCGGUGAGGCCGGUUCGCCGCCUCCAGCUGUAGUUGCUGCUGAUGCUUCUUCAGCUCCCUCCUCUUCCUCCAUGGGCGGUGCUUGCAGCUCCUUUACCACCUCUUCCAGCCCUACCAUUUACUCUACCUCAGUCACCGACAGCAAGGCUAUGCAAGUGGAGAGCUGCUCCGCGGCCGUGGGGGUAAGUACCCGAGGGGUAAGUGAGCAGCAGAUAACCGGGAACGCAGCCCCGCAGCAGCCGGCCACGCCGAAGCGCCACACAGUCCUGUACAUCUCGCCACCACCCGAGGACUUGCUGGACAACAGCCGGAUGUCCUGCCAGGAUGAGGGCUGUGGAUUGGAGUCAGAGCAGAGCUGCAGUAUGUGGAUGGAGGAUUCACCCUCCAACUUCAGUAACAUGAGUACCAGUUCCUACAAUGAUAACACUGAGGUGCCACGUAAAUCGCGCAAGCGCAACCCAAAGCAGAGGCCAGGGAUCAAACGCCGAGAUUGCGAAGAGUCCAACAUGGAUAUCUUUGAUGCCGACAGUGCCAAAGCGCCUCACUAUGUCCUUUCUCAGCUCAGCACGGACAGCAAAAGCAACUCAAAAGCAGGAAAUGGAGCAUCAGAGAACCAGAAGGGAGCUGGAGGGAAGAAGACCCCAAUGUUGUGUGGUCAGUACCCGACUAAGAGCGAGGGGAAGGAGCUGAAGAUCAUGGUGCAGCCAGAGACCCAGCACAGGGCUCGGUACCUGACCGAGGGCAGCCGGGGCUCCGUCAAGGACCGGACGCAGCAGGGCUUUCCCACUGUCAAGCUGGAAGGCCACAAUGAGCCCGUGGUGCUGCAGGUGUUCGUGGGGAACGACUCGGGGCGAGUGAAGCCCCACGGCUUCUACCAGGCGUGCAGGGUGACGGGCAGGAACACCACGCCCUGCAAGGAGGUGGACAUCGAGGGCACCACUGUCAUCGAGGUGGGGCUGGACCCGAGCAACAACAUGACACUGGCGGUUGAUUGUGUGGGAAUCCUGAAGCUGAGGAAUGCUGAUGUGGAAGCCAGGAUAGGGAUUGCUGGCUCCAAGAAGAAAAGCACCCGCGCUCGGCUCGUCUUUCGCGUCAACAUCACGCGCAAGGACGGCUCCACCCUGACCCUGCAGACGCCUUCUUCCCCAAUUCUGUGCACUCAGCCAGCGGGAGUCCCAGAGAUCCUAAAGAAAAGUCUCCACAGCUGUUCAGUGAAGGGUGAAGAGGAAGUUUUUCUGAUUGGCAAGAACUUCCUAAAGGGAACAAAAGUGAUUUUCCAAGAGAAUGUUUCGGAUGAGAAUUCUUGGAAAGCAGAAGCUGAAAUUGACAUGGAAUUAUUUCAUCAGAAUCACCUUAUUGUGAAGGUGCCACCAUAUCACGACCAGCAAAUCACCUCAGCAGUGUCUGUGGGAAUAUACGUGGUGACCAACGCUGGGAGAUCGCACGACGUGCAGCCCUUCACCUACACUCCAGAGCCAGCUGGGACUCUGAAUGUUAAUGUGAAGAAGGAAAUCUCCAGCCCAGCCCAACAUUGUUCUUUUGAAGAGGCUAUAAAAGCAGUGAAGGCCACGGGCUGUAACCUGGAGAAGGUGAACAUUCUUCCUAGUGCCUUGAUAACUCCACUCAUGCCAAGCAGUAUGAUCAAGAACGAAGAUGUGGCUCCAAUGGAAGCUUCAAAUGUGGUCGGACCAACUCAGCAAACAUUGGAAAACAGCAUGUCUGGCAUAUCAACUUCUGCUUCCCAUUUACCUUCUGAAAGUGAAAACCAGCAGCAAAUCCAGCCCAAGGUGUACACCCCAGAGACCCUGAGCACCAUCCAAACGCAGGACAUUUCCCAGCCCGGCAGCUUCUCCGCAGUGUCCACCCCGGGCCAGCUGCAGAACAGCGAUGCCCUGCUGCAGCAGGCUGCGCAGUUCCAGCCGCGGGAUUCGCAGCCCAGGGAGGUGCUGCAGUCGGAUGGCACGGUGGUGACUCUGUCCCAGCUGACCGAUGCCUCGCAGCAGCAGCAGCCGACGCUCUCGGAGCCGGCACAAGCCCUGCAGCAGCAGAUUUCCUCCAGCAUCUUCUCGUCGGCCAGCGGCGUGAGUCAGCUCCAGAACACCAUCCAGCAGCUCCAGGCUGGGAACUUCCCCACCAACACCGCCACGGGCAGCAGCAGGAACGUCGACUUGGUGCAGCAGGUUCUGGAGGCUCAGCAGCAGUUAUCUUCCGUUUUGUUUUCGGGCUCAGACAGCAGCGAGGAUGUCCAAGAUCAGCUGAACGCAGAUAUCUUUCAGCAGGUCAGCCAGAUACAGAACAGUGUAAAUCCAGGGAUGUUUUCCUCCUCAGACACAGCUGUCCAUUCCAGACCGGAGAACCUUUUGCCUGGACGAGCUGAGAACGUUCACUCCCAGCCUGAAGGUGCCCUGUCCAACCAGCAGCAGCAGCAGCAGCAGCAGCAGGCCAUGGAGACGUCGGCCAUGGUGAUGGGGAUGCAGCAGAACAUGUGCCAGGCGGCCACGCAGAUGCAGUCGGAUCUGUUCUCCUCCACCACGGCGGGGAACGGAGCCCUGCAGCAGUCCCCGGUGUACCAGCAGGCGUCUCACAUGAUGGGUGGGUUAUCCUCCAGUGAAGACAUGCAGAUGCAGUGUGAGCUGUUCUCCUCGUCCCCGGGGGUGUCCGGCGGCGAGGCGCCCGCCCCCGCGCAGCAGCCGGUCUCCAACAACGGCCCUGCCAUGUUCCAGCCGACGAGCUCUGCAGAGGGAGAGGAGGCCUCGGGGCAGAGCAAACAGAUGCAGAGCUCUGUGUUUCAGACCAUGGUUCAGAUGCAGCAUAGUGGGGAAAGUCAGUCCCAGGUUAAUCUCUUCUCAUCUACCAAGACCAUGAUGAGUGUCCAGGCCAGUGGGACUCAGCAGCAGGGCGGGGGUCUGUUCCAGCAAGGUGGAGAAAUGAUGUCGAUUCAGUCGGGAAGCUUCAUCCAACAGUCUCCACACUCACAAGCUCAGCUUUUCCACUCUCAGAACCCUAUUGGUGACACUCAGAAUAUAUCCCAGGAAACACAAGGAUCCCUUUUUCAUAGCUCAAAUUCCAUUGUCCACAACCAGACCAACACUAAUUCCUCUGACCAACUGCAGCCCCCGAUGUUCCACUCACAGAAUGCCAUGGGUGUCUUGCAGAGCUCCUCGGUGCCUCAAGACCAGCAGUCUGCCAACAUGUUCCUUUCCCAGAGUUCCAUGAGCAACCCUGCCACUCAGGAAGAGCAGAUGUCAUUCUUUACGAGCCCAAAUCCCAUUUCUCCUCUUCAGACAGCAACAAACACCGAACAGCAGGCUUCUUUCCAGCAGCAGACACAGAUCUCUCAUAUCCAGAGCUCCAUGCUUCCCCAGGAGCAGCCCCAGACUCAGCCUGCUCAGCAGGGUUUGUUUCAGUCCCAAGUGUCAUUGGGCUCCAUCCAGUCCAGCUCCAUCCCUCAGAACCAGCAAGGAGCCAUCUUCCAGCCUCAGCAUUCGAUUGUUGCUAUCCAGAGCAGCCCUCCGUCUCAGGAGCAGCAGCAGCAGCAGCAGCAGAACAUGAUGUUCAGCAAUCAAAAUGCCAUGAGUACAAUGGCCUCCCAAAAGCAGAACAUGAUUUUCAAUCCAAAUCAAAACCCGGUUACCAAUCAGGAGCAACAAGGCCAGUCCAUUUUCCAUCCGCAGUCCAACAUGGCCUCAAUGAAUCAGGAGCAGCAGCCCAUGCAAUUCCAGAGUCAGACCACAGUGUCUCCUCUCCAGAAUCCUGGAACCAACCAGGCCGAAGCACAGCAGCCAACCAUCUUCCAUAACUCGCCCCAGAUUCAGCUGGUCCAAGGGUCCCCAAGUUCUCAAGAGCAACAAGUCACCCUCUUCAUCUCCUCAGCUUCCAUGUCUGCCCUGCAGAACAGCAUGAGCCAGCCGGAGCUGCAGCAGUCCCCCAUGUACUCCUCCCAGAGCAGCAUGGCAGGAAUGCCAGGAACUGCUUCUCCUCCCCAGCAGCAGGCUCCUUUGUUCCACAACACGGCGGGAGGUGCCAUCAACCAGCUGCAGAAUUCCCCAGCCUCAUCCCAGCAGACAUCAGGAAUAUUCCUGUUUGGCAUCCAGAACAACUGUGGCCAGUUGCUGCCCCCUGGGCCGGCGGCGCUGCCGGAGGAGCUGAUGGCCAUGGGCCAGCCCGGGCAGCCCCAGGGCGAGGCGCAGCCCGCGGUGCCCGCGCUCCUGUCCCAGCAGCUCCCCGAGACCCCGCCGCUGCCCUCGGCCAUGGCCACCAACCAGAACAUGGAGAAGAUAGAUGAUCUGCUCGUGUCCCUGCAGAACCAGGGGAACAACAUGGCUGGCUCAUUUUGAUUAGGCAAGUGAAAUCCCGUGAAGAAAAAAAAGCGACGAUUUCCCAGAUCCUGUCAGACCUUCCAACUCUGGAUUAGGCUGCGUGGAACCAAU